AUGGAGAUUCUGAAAAAUGUGAUAGCUGCUGUCGGGACAACUCCAUUGCCUUGUUCGAUCAGGGCACUCACCGCGAAAGAGACGAAUUACGAUGAAAAACCAGGGACACCGAAAAGAAAUGUCGAAGAAAUUGCGCUAAUUGACAUCGAUCAUCCGGCUUUCAGCAUGCAUAAAGACGAUUUUAUCAAACAUGAGUCAAUUCAAAUCUCUGCCGAUUGUAAGCAGUGUACAAUCACAUUGAUCAUCGGCGAAAUCGUUCCGUUUGAUGAAAUCUCCAGCGACGACACCAUCGAUGCAAAUCCAGUUUUUCCUUUCCUCAUCGACACCAAGAAUCCUACAAAUAUUCAAUGUUAUCUGGAAACGUUAUUAUAUGAUGAGGGUGAAACCACGUACACAUUGACCGUCACUAAUGUGCACUAUCAAUUCAAUUUGAGUCUGACUGAUGAAUGGAAAGGAGAUAAUUCACCAUAUGCCAACUAUACAUUCGCUUUUACGGCUUAUGUAGCAGAGAUGAUCGUUGACUCACCCAUCUACACAAUUCCCCUGCAAUCGAAACGAAAGAGAACCGACAGUGUGAUUUUCAACUACAACCAGUUAAACGAGUUGGCUUACUAUGUAAUGGUGGCUGCAGAAGAUCAGCACAUUGUGGCUGAGACAUUCAGACCAAUGUACGUUUGGACACCAGAUAACGAUACAAAUAUUGACAGUCGUUUCUCAGUGUAUUUCCAAGCAGGCGAUGCUGUCUUCAAUCUCACCAAUUGUUUCAUCGUUCCCAAUGAUGUUGAUGAAGAGAAAAUCCGAGAACAGAAAGAAGAAGCUCAACUCGUUGCAGAAGCGAAAGAAAUCGUUGAACCGAUUGAUCCAUGGGAAAUCUCGAUGCCAUUGCUGGAGAUCGGGGAAAAGAUUGGCAUCGGAAAAUCAGCAAAUGUGUAUAAAGGAAUGCUGAAAGGACAAGUCCCAUGUACUCUGGUUGAUUCAAAGUUGAAGAUUCUUUUCCCAAUCACAGCAGGCAGCUUUGAAGUAGUGAUCAAGUCGCCGAGAGUCGAAGAGGAAAGAGCAAUGAUCAUGGCCGAGAUUUCUCUACUCAAAUCCGUCGGCUAUCAUCCACAAUUGUUGUCACUUCUUGGUUGCUGUACAGACUCGAAAAAUCCGUUGCUGAUCACGGACUUUUGUGAGAACGGAGAUCUGCUGACGUUGUUGAAAGCAAUGGAUAAUGAUAUCGAUUUCUACGAAGAGUUGACGCCAAGUGAUUUCCCGUCGAUUAUUUGGCAAAUUGCGAAUGGAAUGAGUUUCCUUGCCUCAACUGGUGUCAUUCAUCGAGAGCUCGGCGCAAGAAAUGUCUUGAUCACCGCGAAUAAGAAUGCAAAGAUUUGUAACUUUGGCAAAGCGCGUACAGGGGAUCAAACACAAAAGAAUGGAGGAGACUUUCCGUUCAAAUGGACUUCUCCAGAAGCCAUCGAACAACGCGCUUUUUCAGAGAAAUCUGAUGUUUGGUCUUUCGGCAUUCUUCUAUGGGAAGUCUAUACUUUUGGAAAAGAUCCGUACGCUGAAAUGGAAAGCUACGAUCUUCUUGAAAAGAUUAAAGAUGGCCAUCGUCUAGAACCACCAAAAGAAACACCGGAAACGAUCUCAUAUUUAAUGUCAUCUUGCUGGAAAAAAGAUGCCGAGGAAAGGCCAGAGUUCACGAAAAUCGCCUAUAAUCUCUCUCAAUUCUACCAGAAAAAACCGAGAAAUGUUUUUGAUCGGAAUCAGGGUCUCCCCACUCAAGCAUCUCAAAAACGUGGUCCCAAAUAUGUAAACAUCUCCGGAGCUUCAAACGCCGACAAGGAGCCUCGUCUU
Molecule: messenger RNA, 1839 nt
Organism: Mesorhabditis belari
Lineage: Eukaryota; Metazoa; Nematoda; Chromadorea; Rhabditida; Rhabditidae
Source: the annotation of a GenBank genome assembly